AGUCAUUGUUGUCAUAAUUUCGAAAGUGAGUUAAAAUGUUUUUGGCUGUUGUUAUUUUGUUACUGGUGACUGGUGGGAUUGCUGGCAGCAUAUACGACAAAUUUCAUGUGGUGUCAGAGGUAAUGAAAGCUUUACUUUUCAAGUCUAAAGAACAAAAUAAAUGUUUUAUUAUUUGCUUCAGUAUUGCUUUAGGUGAAAAAAAAGUGGGGUGUUAGGGGGAGAUAAAUUAAAAAAUACUUUUCGAGCUAUUCGAUCCUACCAAUAUAAAUGUAAUGUUCUUUCUAAAAUAAUUUCUCAAAUAAAAUUUUGACGGAAAGUGCGUUUAUUUUGGGAAUUUUCCUUAACAACAAAAGAUGGAAGAGAAAGAUUGCAAUCAUGUUUUUUUAUUGACGAAACAGUGUGAUAAAAUAUGGUAGAAAAUGAUUCAUCAUCUGUGGGUGAUGUCAGUGAUUCAUCAGUCUAUGAUAUCGGUCAUUCAUCAGUCUCUGAUGUCGUUCAUUCAUUUGUCUGUGCUAUCGGUCAUUCAUUUGUCUGUGAUGUUGGUCAUUCAACUGUCUAUGAUGUCGGUCAUUCAUUUGUCUGUGAUGUCGGUCAUUCAUUUGUUUGUGAUGUCGGUCAUUCAACUGUCUAUGAUGUCGGUAAUUCAUUUGUCUGUGAUGUAUUUCAUUCAUCUGUCUGUGAUGCCGGUCAUUCAUUUGUCCGUGAUGUCGUUCAUUCAUUUGUCUGUGAUGUCGGUCAUUCAUUUGUCUGUGAUGUAUUUCAUCGUAUCCGGAAAUUUGAUCGAAAGAAAUUUCGUCGACGGUAAAUUGGUCGACGGUAAUAUGAUCGAACGGAAAUUUGGUCGAAUCUUCUUUUCAAUUUUUACGUAACAAUUUUGCAUCAAAUUUCUUUUUGAACGAAUUAUUUUGUUUUACUAAAUAGUAUAGUGCGUUCAAAAAGAAAUUUGACGAAUAUUUCAACGUGCGAACGGAAAAAAAGAUUCGACCAAAUUUCCGUUCGAUCAAAUUACCGUCGAUCAAUUUACCGUCGACGAAAUUUAUUUCGAUCAAAUUUCCGGUAACCGUAUUUCAUUCAUUUGUCUGUGAUGUAAUCAUUCAUCUGUCUGUGAUGUCGGUCAUUCAUCUUUCUGUGAUGUCUGUCAUUCAUUUGUCUGUGAUGAAAUCAUUCAUCUGUCUGUGAUGUCGGUCAUUCAUUUGUCUGUGAGUCGGUCAUUCAUCUGUAUGUGAUGUAUUUCAUUCAUUUGUCUGUGAUGCAAUCAUUCAUCUGUCUGUGAUGUCGGUCAUUCAUUUGUCUGUGAUGUCGGUCAUUCAUCUGUCUGUGAUGUAAUACAUUCAUGUGUCUGUGAUGUCAUUUAGUUAUCUUAAGGGAGUUAAUUUCUAUUAUUCAAUAUUGAUCAAUCAACGUUCAUCGUACCCCGUGGCUGGAAUCCAUCCAUUUUGUGUUUUAAAUAGCUGAUCUAUCAUGUCACAUGGCCGAGCCUAUUAAGCCUUGAUAGAAGCCUCGUCUACCAGCGUAUUAUAUGGCCGAGCCUAUUAAGCCUUGAUAGAAGCCUCGUCUACCAGCGUAUUAUAUGGCCUAGCCUAUUAAGCCUUGAUAGAAGCCUCGCCUACACGCGUAUUAUAUGACCUAGCCUAUUAAGCCUUGAUAGAAGCCUCGUCUACCAGCGUAUUAUAUGGCCUAGCCUAUUAAGCCUUGAUAGAAGCCUCGUCUACCAGCGUAUUAUAUGACCUAGCCUAUUAAGCCUUGAUAGAAGCCUCGUCUACCUGCGUAUUAUAUGACCUAGCCUAUUAAGCCUUGAUAGAAGCCUCGUCUACCAGCGUAUUAUAUGACCUAGACUAUUAUAUCGGCAUACAAAAUGCGUUUCCAAUGUACCUUGAUAUUGUUGUCUAUUUGUCAAGAAAAUUAGCAUCUUUGUAGAUACCCUGAAUGUGAUCAGUACUUUUUGGGUGGGCAGUACCCUGUGGGUUGCCGUGACCUGUGGGUUAACAGUACCUUUUAUGUGGGCACUAUCCUGUGGGUCGUUAGUACCUUGUCUGGGGGACAGUGUCUCAGCCUUACCAUUUGGGAGAGCGGUACGAAGUUGGUGGUCAGUAUGCCAUAGUUGGGCACUAUUCUGUGGGUCGGUAGUACCUUGUCUGGGGAAUCUACCAUGUGCCUCAGCUUUGCCAUUUGGGAGGGCAGCACAAAGUUGGCGGUCAGUAUGCCAUAGUUGGGGACUAUUCUGUGGGUCGGUAGUACCUUGUCUGGGGAAUCUACCAUGUGCCUCAGCAUUGCCAUUUGGGAGAGCGGUACGAAGUUGGUGGUCAGUAUGCCAUAGUUGGGCACUAUUCUGUGGGUCGGUAGUACCUUGUCUGGGGAAUGUACCAUGUGCCUCAGCAUUGCCAUUUGGGAGGGCAGUACAAAGUUGGCGGUCAGUAUGCCAUAGGUGGACAACACCCGGGAUAAUCAAAGUAGAAAAAAGGUCCUUAACAGUUACAUGUACCUUUACAACUUAGCAUAUGACCACAUAAGGAGCUGACAAGUCAAAGGAGUUUAUUCUAAAUACAGUGACUCUGUUCUAAUCAUUUGAACUCCCUGACUGUCCUUGCAAAAGCUCUUUUUUAAUCAUUGGAAGUCCCUGACUUUUCUUGCAACAGCUCUGUUUUAAUCAUUUGAACUCCCUGACUGUUCUUGCCACAGCUCUGUUUUAAUCAUUUGAACUCCCUAACUGUUGCUCUUGCAACAGAAGUCCUCACUGUUCUUGCCGAAAAAGAACUAAGUUUUCUUGCCACAGAAGACCUGGCUGUUCUUGCCACAGGAGACCUGACUGUUCUUGCCACAGAAGAUCUGACUGUUCUUGCCACAGAAGACCUCACUGCUCUUGCCACAGAAGGCCUGACAUUUCUUGCCACAGAAGACCUGACUGUUCUUGCCAAAGAAGACCAGAAGAACAUCUUGCAAGUAGACAAAUAGAAAAGCGUCCACCUUGAGGAACAAGUUACUGUUUUUCGGCAACACACAACGCCAAAAAUGGUUGGCAUUGCAGUGUUUUAUACAACACUGAAGAAGGAAAAACGAUGAAAUAAGAGUUGACUGAUACAAAUUCAGAUGAAAUAGAAGCUUCAAAAAUACCACCCAUCUGUUUGAGAAAAUUGAAUUUAAAAUCUUGAUACAAGCAGCAAUGCCAGGAACAAGAUUCGUGUGUCUCCUGAACCACUUGCGUUUCUUCGACAAUGUGACAAGGACGAAAAUGAUAUACAAGUACACAAAGGAAAUCCAAGGACUAAUAAGUUAAUCCGACGACAUAUAUAGCCAAGGACACAAAGGAAAGCCAAAAACACAUAUGAAAGCCAAUGACAGUAAGGAAAGCCAAAAGAAAAAAAAGAAAAGCCAAGAACACAUAUGAAAGCCAAGGACGCAAAGGAAAGCCAAGAAAAAAAAGGAAAGCCAAGGACACAUAUGAAAGCCAAGGACACAUAUAAAAGCCAAGGACAGGGAGAAAAGCCAAGGAUGCAAAGGAAAGCCAAGGACACAUAUGAAAGCCAAGGACAGGAAGGAAAGCCAAGGACAGGGAGCAAAGCUAAGGAUGCAAAGGAAAGCCUAUAACACAUAUGAAAGUCAAGGACAGGAAGGAAAGCCAAGGACAGGGAGGAAAGCCAAGGACACAUAUGAAAGCCAAGGACAGGAAGGAAAGCCAAAGAUGCAAAGGAAAACCGAUGACACGAAGGAAACCUAUUGAAACGUACCCCAAAUUAGAGAAAUUGGAAAUACCUUUAAACAUCUCUAGGCCGACAUUAUUGUCCCAUUAGUAACACAGCACUGGAAGAGCAUCUCAUCCCAUUUUACGGAGGUUCACUUUCACAGACUACCUAACCAGCAAUUCUGGUAGUAUGGCAUCAAGAUUUCUGAUCAUUUGAUAAAGAAACAUCUUUUCUGUUGAAAGGGAAGCAAUACUUCCCUUCUAUUCUCCUUUACUUUGUGUCUGUCUCUUGGUUGUUGUUGUGUUUUUGUUGGUUUUUUUUCGUCAAUUUCUAUUUUUUUUUCUCUUUAACUUAGGUAGGAUAUACGUAUAUAUAUAUAUAUAUAUAUAUAUAUAUAUAUAUUAUGUAAAUUUAAUUUACACUUGUUUAAAUGUUUUAUUGUUGUACUGAUGAAGGCAUGUGCCGAAACGUCUACUUAUGUAUUUUGUAGUGUUCUUAAAGCUUAACACAAAUUGUUAUAUAGACACAAAUUGUUCGUGUCUAAUUAAUCUAGAAAGGAUAUGGAGUUUUCAUUACAAGAAUGACAGAAAAAAAUGUGUGAACUAUUAAUUGCCAAAAGUAACCAUUUAUAACAAAAUAAAUGAAGUGUGUUGUCAAUUGCAUUCAUGUCUGUAUAAUGUAGUCACGUUCUUAUAAAUACCAUAAUGGAAAAAUUCACCAAAGUUUAUUUAAACUUUUUAUGGCUUUGAGCACAAAUUCUCAUUUGUUUCUAUACUUAUUUAUAAAUAUAUACGGUAGGCUUCCGACCACAACGUACUCUCAACCGUGGUGUUACUAUCUACCUAAUGUAUGCUCUCAACCGUGUUGUUACUCUCUACCUAAUGUAUGCUCUCAACCGUGGUGUUACUCUCUACCUAAUGUAUGCUCUCAACCGUGCUGUUACUCUCUACCUAAUGUAUGCUCUCAACCGUGGUGUUACUCUCUACCUAAUGUAUGCUCUCAACCGUGGUGUUACUCUCUACCUAAUGUAUGCUCUCAACCGUGGUGUUACUCUCUACCUAAUGUAUGCUCUCAAUCUGAGGGUUACUCCCCAUCCACGGGGUACUCUCCACCCAAUGUAUACUCUCCACCUAAGGGUUACUAUCCACCCACUGGGUACUCUCCACAGACAGAAUAAUUUCCGCCCACGGGAUACUCUCCUCCCAAUGUUAUUCUCCACCUAAGGCAUAUUAUCCACCUACGAUGUACUCUCCACCAACGGGGUACUCUCUAGCUACGAUAUGCUUUCCACCAAAUGGGUACUAUCAAACUACGAUGUACUUUCCACCAACGGGGUACUCUCCACCAACGGUGUACUCUCCAGCUACGAUGUACUUUCCACCAACGGGGUACUCUCCAGCUACGAUGUACUCUCCACCAACGGUGUACUCUCCAGCUACGAUGUACUUUCCACCAACGGGGUACUCUGCAUACUUACUUGAUUAGAAAAACACUUGAAUACAUAAACAAUGACUUGAAUACAUACAAAACUAAAUUCAUUCAAACUCAAUAUUUUUUAAUGAGUGUAUUAAAUUCCAGUUAUCUCAAAUUGAGGCCCAUCUCAAAGAAUUGGAUUCUGACCUGGACAAAACUUCGAAUGCCGUGUUCAAGCUUAAAAGUGAGGUGAGUGGAUCUUAAGUUAAUAUGGGAAGUUCAUUGGGAUUACAGGCACUUUACAUCUAUGGAGAAUCAUAAAUAAAUCAUGAUGUUCCUAAAUUCUACAGAUAAGACGAGUAGACUACAUGAGAACCAUUUUCAAAAGUUUUGCAAUUUAAAAUCAAACAUGACUUUUAUUAAGAGAGAGAAAAAAUAUGAUACAUGAUUUAUUCGAGAAGUUUUGAAAGGAAGUUGUAUAUCAGAGUAUGGCUUGCUACAACAGGAAGGCUUGACAGGAAGUUGUGUCAGAGUAUGGCUUGCUACAGCAAGAAGGCUUGACAGGAUGCUGUGUCAGAGUAUGGCUUUCUACAGCAAGAAGGCUUGACAGGAUGUUGUAUCAGAGUAUGGCUUGCUACAGCAAGAAGGCUUGACAGGAGGUUGUGUCAGAGUAUGGCUUUCUACAGCAAGAAGGCUUGACAGGAUGUUGUAUCAGAGUAUGGCUUUCUACAGCUAGAAGGCAUGACAGGAUGUUGUAUCAGAGUAUGGCUUGCUACAGCAAGAAGGCUUGACAGGAUGUUGUAUCAGAGUAUGGCUUGCUACAGCAAGAAGGCUUGACAGGAUGUUGUAUCAGAGUAUGGCUUGCUACAGCAAGAAGGAUUGACAGGAUGUUGUGUCAGAGUAUGUCUUGCUACAGCAAGAAGGCUUGACAGGAUGUUGUGUCAGAGUACGGGUGUUCACUUAUAUUCUUUACCAUGAUUAUUAUUUUUUCAUUCAAUGGACAUUGUUGCAAAGAGAGAGAGAGGCAGUCGUUGUGUAGUUGAAUGAAAUAGUAUUAUCAAGGCAUUACUCAAUUUGAAGAAAUUCAGCACGCUAUUAAUGAACAUUUAUACUGGAUCAUAAAAGCCUACAGUUAUAUAAAAGUUACGUCUUUUAAACGUUAUAACAAUACACUAAGAAUAAAUAAAUGGCUCUGGUCCACAAGAUCUCAUUCUGUAUGUGGGGCUAAUUUUUUCAUAAUUUAGGCGCGAAAUCAUUAAAAGAGCGUACUCCGUAUGACUUCUUACUGUGUCAAUCCACAUUGUCAACUCUCAGUAAAGAUUGUGUUGAGGAGCGUACUCCGUAUGACUUCUUUCUGUGUCAAUCCACAUUGUCAACUCUCAGUAAAGAUUGUGUUGAGGAGCGUACUCCGUAUGACUUCUUACUGUGUCAAUCCACAUUGUCAACUCUCAGUAAAGAUUGUGUUGAGGAGCGUACUCCGUAUGACUUCUUACUGUGUCAAUCCACAUUGUCAACUCUCAGUAAAGAUUGUGUUGAGGAGCGAAGAUUCUUUAAGGAUACAUGUUUUAAAAAAACGUUUUUGAAGAUAUAAAGGUGAAGAGCCUUCUAUACAGCUAAGUUUACAUCCAAGGAUAACGUGUCCUGUCCGACCGGGGUGCUCUCUAGACUUUUGCUGGGGAGCAAUCUACAGUCCAAAAGCUUGUGAUUGACACUGAGCGGCCAGCACCCAAAACAAUCUAUACACAUAUCACAGCCUGCAGGUUAUAUAUAUUACAUUUAGUAGGUAGUACAUGUUACAUCCAGUAGGUUGUACGUAUCACAUCCUUUAGUGUGUACAUAUCACAUCAAAGAAGUUGAACAUAUCACAGCUUGCAGGUUAUACAUAUCACAUCCGGUAAGUUGUCAUAUAAUGUCCAGUAGGUUGUGCAUGUCACAUCUUACAUGUUAUACUCAUCACAGCCAUUAUAGGCUAUAUUUAUCACAACUAGUACGUUGUACAUUUCAAAGUCAGCUUGCUGCACACAUCACAUUCAGUUGGUUGUACAUAGCACAGAAAGUGUAGUUUACAUAUCGCAGUGAGGAGGUUGCCCAUAUCACAAACCAGUAGGUUGUAUGUGUUACCGCCAGUAUGUUGUAUGUGUUACCGCCAGUAUGUUGUAUGUGUUACCGCCAGUAUGUUGAUAUCUUCAACCCAAAACAGAAACAUUAAUAACGACAAUACAAAUCAUUUCAUUCAUUUUUCCAACAACUUCCAUUCACUCAUUUGUGUACAGUUAUCUGGUCCAUUCACUCAUCUGUGUACAUUUAUCUUCUCCAUUCAUACAACUGUCUACAGUUAUCUGGAGAGACGAAUGGCAAGGUUGAAUCUGGUGACCUCGUCCCGCUUGUUCCCUGUGUGCGGCCCCUGGAUGCCUGGAGAACCGUGUUGAACGGUGAACUAAAAUUUACUAUGAAAUACCUGGAGUUGGCUGAGGACGUCAGAGUGACGUGGGGUGAUACAAUGACAAUAUUGCCAGGUGGGAUCAUUUUGUUACUUUUACAAAAUAUUAGGUAGAAGAAAAUAAUGUUAAUAGACAAAUACCUUUGAUUUAUUAGUGUUAUGUUUUCAUUGUUUUUAUUUCAACAAGUAACAUAAACAGAUAUAUACAUAAAUACAAGUUCUCAAUCAGGUGCUGACUUUCUGCUUGCGUCUGGAACACGGUUCAUAAACACACACAAUCUGUCCAGUCUCUCUGCGCAUGCGCGCUAUUUCCUUGGCUGGCUAUCGGUACGGGCCAGUCCGCUAGUCCACCAGAACAACAGAUAAAAAAUUUUUUAGAUGACAACUACCUUUGAGAUAUCAGUUAUAGUUUAGUAGAAAGACAACUAAAUAUUGAGAUAUCAGUUAUAGUUUAGUAGAAAGACAACUAAAUAUGAGAUAUCAGUUAUCGUUUAGUAGAAAGACAACUAAAUAUGAGAUAUCAGUUACAGUUUAAUAGAAGACAAUUACCUUUGAGAUAUUAUGUAUAGUUUGAUAGAAAAACAACUAAAUAUAGCACCACUCAAGUCCAAGACGGGUCAAAUUAUCAAGAAUCCAAAUGAAUGGCUCAAGGGAAAAACAAGUGAUGUCAGGUUUUGAGAGUUUGGGGAAAAUUGAAUUUAAAGUUUGAAAAUUCCUCAUAAAGGUAUGAAAGUAUCAAGAUGUCUACGUAUUUAUUUAUUGACUAAGCUGCUUUUUCAGUUGGACCUAUGUAUCAUAUUAUUCUAUUAAAUGGAAUGUAGCCACAAGGGAGAUAACAUAGAAAUUUUGAAAAACUGACAUCACUGGUUUUUCCCUUUAACCCUUCAAAUGAUCAACUCUGGCGUUGGGUAGAGCACUAUCUUGAGCUAUACUCUACAAUGAAUGUAUUUACUGAGACCACUCUGCAUAAUAUUCCCGCGUUGUCAGUAAUGAAUGAACUGGAUGAAGAGCCAACUUUACAGGAGCUCGAAAAAGCCAUCGAUUACCUUGCGGAUGGGAAGGCUCCAGGGAUCGACGGCAUCCCAGCGUAAAUCUUCAAAAAUGGAAAACCUAUCCUACUUCAGCCCUUACAUGAGCCCCUCUGUCUGUGUUGGGAAACAGGACACAUUCCCCGGGACAUGAGAGACGCCAACAUCGUAACAUUGUAUAAAAAUAAAGGGGACCGUAGUGAUUGCAAUAACUACCGAGGUAUUUCUCUCCUGAGCUUAGUUGGAAAGACUUUUCCCCGUAUUGUCCUUAAACGAUUGCAGAGUCUGGCGAACCGCAUCUACCCAGAGUCACAGUGUGGCUUCAGGAGUGGGCGCUCAACAAUAGCCAUGAUAUUUUGGCUACGCCAAAUGCAGGAGAAAUGUCGUGAACAGCAUAUGCCUCUUUAUAUUGCCUUCAUAGACCUGACCAAGGCAUUCGACUUAGUAAGUCGAAGAGGCCUUUUCAGUAUCCUGCAAAUAAUAGGUUGUUACCCACGAUUGCUCACAAUAAUACAGUCAUUUCACAAAAACAUGCACAGCACAGUAACUUUCAAUGGCACUGUCUCUGAGUCAUUCCCACUUAGCAGCGGAGUAAAACAGGGUUGUGUACUGGCACCAACACUCUUUUUCCUUUUCUUUUCGAUGCUCCUUCAAUUUGCCUUCAAAGACUAUGAAAAUGGAGUGUACGUCCAUACAAGAUCUGAUGGAAGACUGUUCAAUAUCACCCGCCUUCGUGCAAAGACCAAAGUAAAAAAGGUGCUGAUUAGUGAACUGCUGUUCGCUGACGAUGCCACCUGGACAUCUCACACAGAAGAAGUUCUGCAGGGGCUGGUUAAUCGCCUAUCACAUGCUUGUAAAGAGUUUGGUCUUUCGAUUAGUCUACAGAAAACUCAUGUAAUGAUGCAAGAAGCACCGUCACCUCCAAUCAUAUCUAUUGAGGGUCAUAAUCUUUCGGUUGUUGAUCAUUUCAUAUACCUGGGCUCCAAUCUUUCUAGAUCUCUCUCCGUUGAUGAAGAGAUAAAUAUCAGGGUCGCAAAAGCAGCAGCAACUGUGGCUAAACUGAAUAAGCGGGUGUGGAAUAAUCUCAAUCUAACUGAUAAAACAAAAAUAAGUGUCUAUCAGGCAUGCGUGCUUAGCACGCUCCUAUAUGGUAGCGAAGUGUGGACCACAUAUACCAGUCAGGAGCGGAAACUGAACAGCUUCCAUCAAAGAUGUCUGUCGCAUUUUACGCAUUCGUUAGCAGGACAGGGUGCCUAACGUGGAGGUCUUGGAGCGUGCACACAUGUUUGGCAUAUUCUCCUUUCUUAUCGAGAGGCGCCAUCGCUGGUUAGGUCAUGUACGGAGAAUAUAGAAAGGACGUAUACAAAAGAUACUGCUGUACGGAGAGUUGGCAGAAGGGACAAGACAUAUUGGACGACCGCGCCUGAGAUUUAUUGACGUUUGCAAACGAAGCAUGAGGGAAUCCAAUAUUGAUAACUAAGUAAUAUUUUAGUCUCUAAUGGUAAGUUAUAUGUUUAGGCUAUGAUAGAUAAGUCAUACCUCCAGUUUCUGAUAGAUCAUUUUUCUAGUAAUUGAUAGCUAAGUCACAUUUAAGCUAUGAUGGCUGCUUUAGUUAUAUGAUAUAAUAGCUAAGUCACAUUUUAGCAUAUUAUAGCGGUCAUAUUUCUAGGCUAUGAUAACUAAGUCAUAUUUCUAGACAAUGAUAGCUAAUGUACAUUCCUGGAAUAUGAUAGCUAAAUCAUAUUUCUAGGCUGUGAUAGCUUAAUAUUUUUUUCUAGACGAUGAUAGCUGUCAUAACUCUAAAGAUGAUAGCUAAGUCAUCAUUUUAGACUAUUUUAAAUGUCAUAACAACUGUCUCUCAUACUAAAGUCACAUUUCUAGUUUAUUAUAGCUAAGUCAUUUUUUAAAGAUGUGCUAACAAAUUUAUAUUUCUUGUCUAUGAUAACUAUGUCACAUUUCUAGGCUAUGGACGUUAAGUCACAUGUCUUGUCUAUGAUAGCUAAAUCACAUGUCUAGGCUAUGAUAGCCAAGUCAUAUUUCUAGUCUUUGAUAGCUAAAUCACAUUUCUAGUCUAUGAUAGCUAAAUCAUUUUUAUAGGCUAUGAUAUCUCAGUCAUAUUUUAAGCUAUUGUUGCUAACUAACAUCUCUAGGCUUGGGUCGUCAAUUUUCCCUUAUCGGCUAGAAUGGCAAAGUCAUAUAUCUAAUCUUUAAUAGCUAAUUCACAUUCCUCCUAGUCGUUAAAAGCAAAGUCAUAUUCCCAGCUUAUGAUAGCUUAGUUAUAGUCAUUUUUAGCUUAGCUAAGUCAUUUUCUGGGCUACGAUUUCUAAAUCACAUUUAUAGACUAUGCUAGCAAAGACAUAUUUUAAGCUGUUAUAAAUACGUCAUAUUUCUAGGAAUUAAUAAUGAACUCCUAUGUCUAUGAUAUGAUAGCUAACUCUCAUUUUUGGCUAUUUUACCUAAGUCAUUUUUUUAGUAUUUCAUAACUUGGUCACAUUUCCAGUCUUUAAUAGCUAAGUGAUAUUUCUAGGCUUCGACAGCUAAGUCACAUUUUAGACUAUUAUAGCUAAAUCGUAUUUCUCGUCUAUGAAAGCUAAGCAUAAUUUCUAAUUGAUCAUAGCUUAGGUGUUAUUUCUUUGCUAUAAUAGGUACGUCGUAUUACUAGUAUUUGAUAGCUUAGUCAUCUAUUUAGGCCUUGAUAGAAAAUUAACAUUUCCCGGCUAAUAUAAGUAAGUCAAAUGUUCUGGGCUAUGAUAGUUAUGUCACAUUUCUAGAUGAUAAUAUAUUAUCUCUCUCUCUAUAUAUAUAGUCUAGAAAUAUGAAUAAGCUAUGGCUUAUUCAUAUUGCUUGACUAUGGGAGCUAAGUCAUAUUUUUAGGCUACGAUAGGAAUUCAUUGAAUAUCUAGGCUAUGAGAUUAAGUAUCAUUUAUAUAGCUAAGUCAGAUUUUAAGCUAAUAUAGAGGGUAAUAUUAGAGGCUCUGAUAGCAAGUCCAAUUUUUAAUAUAUGAUAGCUUAGUCACAUUUUUAGGAUAAAAUAGCUAAGUCAUUUCUAGAAUAUGAUAGCUAAGUCAUAUUUCUAGACUAUGACAGAUAUGUCAUAACUUUAGUCUCAAUAUGUGGCUCAAUCAGUCAUAUUCAUAUUCAAACUCUCAUUAUAAACAUUAUUUGAUAAGAAUUCGGCCUCCUUCGUGACACGUGAUAAUUAUCUUCCCCUCAGCUACUUUCUAUGAACUGUCGGGUGAAAUCGUUGGUAAGUUCAUGAAUUCGAGUGUAACGGUGCCAGACAACUUGACAGCAGAUUCAAUAAUCUUUAUGGCUGCCACCUGUGGAGAUAAUGUGUAAGCAGAUCAAUCAUGGUGGCAUUUAGUAUUCUGUAGAAUAAAUUUAUUUUUUAUCAAUAUAUGAAUAUAAAUCAAUGAUGGUGUUUCUGUGUAAUAUUCAGAUAAAUUAUAGUAUCAUUAAGUAAUGUUUAUAUCAAUUAUGUUUAAUUAAGUUAUAUUUAUAGUAAUUAUGUUUUCAAUAAUAAUAUUUAGAUACAUUUUGAUGUCGUGAAGCAACAUAGAUAAAUGAUGUGUCGUUAAGUAAUCUAUAGAUACAACCAAAAGGACCCCCACAUAAUGAGAACCACUCGAUAAAAGAUAACUCAAUUACAAAAUUAAUUAAACAUGAAUUAAACAUGUAAUUAAGUAAUUACCACCCCUUAAUUAAUACUUAAAUUUCCUUUGCAUCUCCAACGCCUCCAAUAUACCUGCUUCCUACAUAGUAUUAUACUAAUGUUGAGUCACUAUGUUAUCUCUAGAUGAUUUAUGGUUUAAUUAAUUAAGAAAUGGAUAAUAAAAUAUGUUUUCAUGAAACAAUCUAUAUAUUUGUUAACGCAUGAUUAAGUAAGAAAGAAAAAAAAAGAAUGUGAAAUUCUUCAAGUAACAAUAUCUGUUUCAUUAAAUCUGAAUCACUUCCUAGUAAUGUUCUCAUAUGAGUCCUUAUUAUGUCUGUCUAACAUAAGACAUACCUCUGACUCUAACACUAUCUCACUAAUCAUGAAGAACCCUGAGUCCUAAAUACUAACUUAGUUUUUGUAGCCAUGUGCAAUAAGAAUUAACUCUGUCUUACUAUCCAUGAGUCUUAAGUACCAAAUCUGUGUUUAGAAGCCCUGAGUCCUAAGUACUAACACUGUAUCACCAAUACUUACUAGCCCUGUAUCCUAAGUACUAUCUCUGUCUUACUAACCCUGAGUCCUAAAUACUAACAUUUACUAAUCCUUACUAGCCCUGAGUCCCAAGUACUAACUCAAUCUUAGUAACACUGAGUUCUAACUCUAUUUCACUAAACAUUUCUUGCUCUAAAUUUCCACUAUGUCUGACCAAUCUAACCUCUAACUCUUGAGUUCCAACUCAGUCUAACUAACCUACUCUGCAACUAUGUGUCCUAAUUAUGGCUCACUAACAUACUCUCUAAAUCUUGUCUCAUUAAAGAACUCUAUUAAUUCUUUCUCACUAAACUUUUCUCUAGCUUCUGACUCAGAUUCAACUUGUGCGAUCAUCUCUAUCCACCUACGGAACUCCAAUCAACUCAUUUAUCACAUAAAUUACAACGCUAUUUCAAGUCAACCACAUUGAAGUUAUCUAAACACCACUUUUAUAUAGUUAAUCGAAGGUUCUCCCACGUGACAAGGAUAAGAUAUGUUAUUGUUUGUGUGGGCUACAGGACAGCUAUAGGUUAGCCCCGGUCAGCUAUUGGUCAGCCUCUGGUCAACUACUGGUUAGCCACAAUUGAUCUUCCUGUCAGCUAUCGGUCAGCCUCUAGUCGGCUACUGGUCUGCCACUGUCAGUUACUUUUCAGCUAAUGGUUAUCUAUUGGUCAGCAACUUGGCAGCUGCAGGUCAGUCACUGAGUAGCCACUUUUCAUCCACUAGUCAGCUACUAGAUAGUAACUACCAGCCACUAGUCAGCCACUAGUCAGCUACUGGUCAUCUAUUGGUCAAAUCUGGUCCUGCCCAGCCAAUAAUUUUUUUGUAAAAAAGGAGAACAAAUGACCACGUGAUUUUCGUCUUGAACACAUAGAUGCAAUUAAGUUGUGUUAUAAUAUAAAAAUUUUAGUCUCCACAUACUUGUCUCCACCUGCUUACCUCCACCUGUUUUGUUUAUCAAAGAAAUUGGCAGGCUUAUCAAUUUCUGUCCACUGGAGAAAAUUAUGCCCAUCAGGUCUUGUCUGAAGACGCCAUGCCGGUGGUAGAGACGAAUACAUCAGAAGUUGUCUACAACAUAGGACAGGAUGCCUUCUUGAGGGUAUUAUUUCUGUACAGUUGACCUUGUCUCAGUGACGUAUAUCUACGCUUAGUCUCAGUGACGUAUAUUUACACCUUAUCUCAGUUACUUAUUUCUACACAUUGUCUAAGUUACAUAUAUCUACACUAGAUCUCACUGAUAUAAAUUUACACCUAGUCUCAGUGACUUAUAUCCUACCUGGUCUUAAUGAUGUAUAUCUAUACAUUGUCUCAUUGACGUAUAUCCGCACCUGGUCUCGGUGACGUACAACUACACUUAGUCUCAGUGACGUAUAUCUACACUUAGUCUUAGUGACGUAUAUCAACACUUAGUCUUAGUAAGUAUACCUACACUGAGUCUCAUUGACGUACAUCUACACUUAGUCUCAAUGACGUAUAUCUACACUUAGCUUCAGUGACGUAUAUCUACACUAAGUAUCAGUGACGUAUAUCUACGCUUAGUCUCAUUAACGUUUUUCUACACUUUGUCUCACUGACGUAUAUUUUUGUUUCAUUCAUAGAUGAGAUUUUUGCUUUGAUAAGUCAAUCUACACUUUGUCUCAGUGACGUAUAUCUACACUUAGCCUCAGUGACGUAUAGCUACACUUAAUCUUAGUGAAGUUUAUCUACACUUUGUCUCAGUGACUUAUAUCUACACCUUGUCUCAGAGACUUAUAUCUACUCUUAGUCUUAGUGACGUAUAUCUAUACCUCGUCUCAGUGACGUAAAUCUAUACUUUACCUUAGUGACGUAUAUCUACGCUUUGCCUACGUGACGUAUAUUUUGUUUCAUUUAAAGAUGAGAACUAGACAGCCAGAACAUCGAGCAGGACACCAUAUUCAAACAGAUGUGUUCUUAAGUCUUGUAGACUUAAAGACCGGAGAAUUUGAGAUGAGACCACUAGUAGAUUAUGCCAAUAAGUCUGUUGAGUUUCUGGACAGGUAAGCUGGUUUAUAUAUGCCAAUAAGUCUGUUGAGUUUCUGGACAUGUAAUCUAGCAGAUUAUGGUAAUAAGUCUGUCGUGUAUAUGGAUAGGUAAGCUUGCAGAUUAUGCUAAUAGGUCUGUCGAGCUACUGUACAGGUAAUGUCUAAUAGAAAAUUUACCGUUUCAUCUUUGGAGUGAGGAUGAAUUAGACAUUUUUUUAUUUGUUUAGAUAUCAACAUUUACCGGUGCUUGGACAUGUAGACUAUUCUUGAAUCAUUCAGUACUUGCCAAGGUGGUGAAUGUCUCACUUAUCCACUACUUUCCAAAAUGUGGAAUGGUCUAUUCAUCGAGUCCUUGUCAAGAUAUUGAGUCUUCUAUUCAUCUAGUACUUGCCAAAAUGACAAAAGUUCUACUCAUACGUUGCUUGCUUGCCAAGGUGGUGAAUGUUUUACUUAUCUAGUAAUUGCCAAUAUGUUCAAUAUUAUUCAUCGAGUACUUGCAAAGAGGGCCAAUGUUCUAUUUAUCCAAUACUUGCCAGGAUGAAAAAUAUUCUAUUCAUCCAGUACUUUUUAAGUAGGCGAAUGUUCUAAUCAUUCAAUAAAUGCCAAUAAAUGCCAUAAAUGCCAAUAAAUGCCAAUAAAUGCCAAUAAAUGCCAAUAAAUGCCAAUAAAUGCCAAUAAAUGCCAAUAAAUUCAAUGACACCUUGUAUACAGCUGAUAUAGACUCAUUGUAUCAGCGCUAUUAAAUGUGUACAUUUUCGUCAGGUCUAAUUUCGGUUUAUUUCAAAUUUUAGCCACGAUCGCACUGUAAAUUAUAUACAAAUAUUUAAAAAUUCAAGUACCAUAUAAUGUGAUUCGCUAUUAUAGAUAUUUCUCUAGUCUAAACAUAUCUCCUAUUUCUCUAGUCUAAACAUAUCUCCUAUUUCUCUAGUCUAAACAUAUCUCCUAUUUCUCUAGUCUAAACAUAUCUCCUAUUUCUCUAGUCUAAACAUAUCUCCUAUUUCUCUAGUCUAAACAUAUCUCCUAUUUCUCUAGUCUAAACAUAUCUCCUAUUUCUCUAGUCUAAACACAUCUCCUUUUUCAUCGGUCUAAAUACGUCGCCUAUUUCACUAGUUUAAACGCAUCAGAUUUCUCUAGUCUAAACACAUCUCCUAUUUCUCUUUUCUAAACACAUCUUCUAUUUAUUUAAUCUAACCAUAUCUCCUAUUUCUCUAGUCUAUACACGUCUCCUAUUUCUCUAGUCUAUAACUUCUCCUAUUGCAUUAGUCUAAAUAAAUCUAUUAUUUCUCUAGUCUUAACCCAUCUCGCAUUUCACUAGUCUAAACACAUCUUCUAUUUCUCUAGUCUAUAACAUCUCCUACUGCACUUGUCACUUGUCUAAGUACAUCUCCUGUUUCCCUAGUCUAAACACAUCUCCAAUUUCAUUAAACUAAACACAUCUCUUAUUUCACUAGUCUAAAUACAUCUCCAAUUUCAUUAAACUAAACACAUCUCUUAUUUCACUAGUCUAAACACAUCUCCAAUUUCAUUAAACUAAACAAAUCUAUUAUUUCACUAGACUAAACACAUCUGUUAUUUUGACAUGCAUUCUAGCAAAGUAGAUGCUAAUUCAUCAGAAGCAACGAUUCGAAUGAAGAUGUCUGAGCGAAUGAAGAGUGGUAUCAUCAUGACGCUAUCCUAUCAAUUGAUGAGAGGCAGUGUUAUAUCCUUCAUGAGUGUAAGUACAAGUUCUUCCAUCAAACAACGAACGUUGAACAAUUGUCUUAAUAUGGAAGACACGAUCUUUAAAUAGUAAUUUUGGGGAAGACAUGAACUUUAAAAAGUCAUAGUAGGGAAGACAUGAACUUUAAAAAGUCAUAGUAGGGAAGGCAAGACCUUUUUAAAUAGUCAUACAGUAGAAGACAUAAAAAGUUUCUAUAAUCAAUAUCUCAUCUUUUAAUAUUUAUUGUUUUGUAAUUUAGGAAUGUUUUAUGAUUUUAAACUUAGGAAUAUUUUAUGAUUUUUAAUUUAGGAAUUGUUUAAUGAUUUCUCAUCUAAUACUAUUUUAUGUUUUCUAAUUUACGAAUUUUAUAUGAUUUUAAACUUCAUAAUAUUUUAUGAUUUUUAAUUUAUGAUUUUUUUUAAUGAUUUAAAACUAGCAAUAUUGUAACAUUAUUAUUUAUAUAGGAAUAUUUGAAUAAAUUCUUUUUAUUCUUACUGUUAUUCUCUAGGAAUUUUUCCACGUAUAUGUGAGACCAUCCAACCAGACUGGUCCCUUUCCCCCAGAUUACAUUCACGUAAGGAUCCCACCUCACAAACAGACCGAUGAAAAGGACAUAACUCAAGAAAAGUGUCGGUAA
Molecule: messenger RNA, 17083 nt
Organism: Lymnaea stagnalis (great pond snail)
Lineage: Eukaryota; Metazoa; Mollusca; Gastropoda; Lymnaeidae
Source: the annotation of a GenBank genome assembly